AUGAAAACGACUGAACAGACGGGGCUACCGAAAAAGAAAGUCACUAUUCAUCAGUCGAGCCUUUGGCAAAGCUGGGCAUGUGCACAUGACGAUAAUCAGUCCAUCCGUUCAUCUGUCCAUCCUUCCGUCCUUACGACCAUCCGCCAGUUUGCCAGUUGGCCAGUUGGCCAGUUGGCGAUUUCCAGAGAGAAGCCGACAGAAGCAGGUCGGAAUGCGGAUCAAAUAGCCGGGAAAGGUGAUUGGAGCAGACGAGUUUGUUUCCGCCACACGGACUGGGUCAACCGGAGGCUACCUGUGGCGAAACGAUACCGAACCGACCAGACAGACGGAUUGGCACACCAAGCCGACGACAGACCGAUACAGGAAUGCAGGAGACGUCUCUCCGAUGCCCGACGUGUGUCGCGAGCGUACUGGGAGCAGACAGACGAGACUGGUCAGGAAAGAGGGAGAGAGGGAGAGACGUUUGCUGUAUCGAGUCGGCCGAGCGACGGACGAGUCUUUCAAGUGGCCGCCAAUUUUGCGCAGCCCGUCGAUUGGUCUGUCCAGUUGACCGGCCAGUUCUGCGGCCCCCUCGGCCAGUUUCCUCGGCCGAACCGACCCCCACCCCCACCCCCGCCAAAUCUGUACCAGUCAGCCGCUGGCUCGAUCCCUCCCGUAGAGCCUAAUUUUCGAUCCAGCCCAGCCCGGCCCGGCCCGGCCCGAUAUGUGCAACUACUUCACACAAGACUCUUGGCCACAGCUCAUUAUAGUCGUGUUUCUCAGGUCCUGUUGUCGUUGCUGCCUCCGCCGCGGACCUCCUUUCAACCCGACCACAACCUCAGCUCCUCAGCUCGCUCCGCUGCCUUCGUAGACUCCGUCAAACUGCCCUCUUGGCCAGGUCUGCCACGGCCGCAGAAACACACAACUGUUACGCCUAGAAGCUCGAUCAUCCCGAGACCUCUCAGCCUCCCACCGGCCAAGUCUGCUGCCCUCCAGGCAACAGUAACGACAACUGCAACUGCAACUGCGACUACGGCGACCACAACGGCGACGGCGACGGCGACAGCGACUCACCCGAUUAACCCUGACUUCAAGUCUCGCCAAAUCGGACCAGAGGAAGGGCUUCGCGUGUCCGGCCUCGGCUGCGAGUCGGCCUCCUUCGGCGCGUACCUGCAGAUGCGCCGCAGUAACGACGGCCACCCCGUCGACGUCGUCGCCAUCUCCUCUUCCUCCUCCGAGUCCCGCCGCCCCGAACUGGGCUACCCCGAGGCCUCGGCGGAUCGGCUCGCGACUGCUCUCCCCUUCGGCUCAGGCAGCCUCGGCCGAAACUCACUUCUGUCACAUCACAACCCUCCUUCAGCCUCGCCGUCUCCCUCGACCUCAGCCUCGGCAUCGCCCCCAACCUCAGCUGAAGUGGCCACCAGUCGUCUCCACGACAACCACGUCAGCUGCCUCGUCUACGACAGACCUGCCGACUGGCACCAACCUUCAACCAGAUCUCGAGGUACCGAACAGUAUCCCACCUUCGUGACGCCCCUUCUCGAGUCACCCGGUCCAGCCGUUUCUCCAAACCCCAGCCUCCUCGAGCCGCCCCAACAUACAGAACCGCUUUUUCUCCACCAGACCACUCUCGAACCGGACGACUUGACACCAACCAUCUGUCAUCCACACACCUAUCCACACCACCCUCACCCACCACACACAUCCCACCACCACCACCAGCAACAACAACAACUUAUACUAUUACAGCAACAACAACAACAGCAGCAGCAGUCAAUGACGUUUCAGCCCCACUUGGCCCACCCAGACCAGAAUUCUCUUCCUUUCCUCUCGCCCCACUCCGGUGCCUCGGGGCAGCCCUACCAACAGUUGCAUCACCAACAACAACAAAUCGAAAAUCAGCAGCUCUAUGAGGCAUUGCCUCUUGGAAGGCCAAAUGAGGCAGACUACCUACGCCACGAGGUCUCAUCUGCCUCUCAGUCGACAAGCAAAAGUCUAGGUCAUCUUCCAGGAGCCCUCGAGUCUAGCCAACAACAAGCAGACGAACAUCGAGGCCACCCAUCACAGCCUCACACUUUCCUCCCCACCUUUAACCCACACCACAUGCCACCCCAGAAUUUCACAUAUCCCGGUGCUAUUUGUGAAUCGGACACCGACGAGGCGGACGCAAGCAACCCCGGCUUGUUGACUGCAUCCAAGCUUGGCCUAGCCAGCCUCAGCCCGGAAUCGGAGCACAGCUACGGUCUGGCAUCCAAUGGCGGCCUCAACGAUGCCUACGUCAAACCACCUUAUUCCUACAUUGCGUUGAUCUCAAUGGCCAUCUCAGAACAACCAGAACAAAGGGUCACUCUAAAUGGCAUUUAUCGGUACAUCAUGAAUAGUACCGGGGAUGCGAGGUAUUUGUUUCCGCCCCUCUGCCCAGUCGCCUCUUCAACUGGGCCACUUGGCGUGCCCAUGCGCCCAGACUUGGCAGCCACGACACCUUUUCUGGCCCCAGUGGAAUUGGACUGUACGUGCAGGUCUGUUGAGCAGACGGAGCCUACAGACGGUGGUCACCUCUGCCCGAGUGCCACAGCCUUCCUACCCCCCCGCUCCCGCAACACCCUCCGUCCUGGCAAAUUGCGUCUGCAACUGAUCAUGGCUGCACCAGUUGAUCGUCUGUACGGUCGCGGGGCCGUCACGUUGAAGCGUUCCGAGUCGAGCCUCACGAUACCGUACCAAGUGCCUCUCCCGCUGGGUUGGAAGUGUAGCAAACCUGGCUCUCGGUACCACAUUUACGACCCGAACGAAGCAAUCGGUCAGAGUCCUGUUGAAAAACGUGUCGGAACGCGGCUUUGUGAAGCAUCAAUCAAGGCCUGA
This is a messenger RNA of Protopolystoma xenopodis, 2838 nucleotides long. Lineage: Eukaryota; Metazoa; Platyhelminthes; Monogenea; Polystomatidea; Polystomatidae. The record is from the annotation of a GenBank genome assembly.